AUGUCAUUCAGUCGUGUAGUACGUCUCGGCUGUUGCAUCACUGGUACAGCUUUAUUCGGAGCCAAAGCGGCAUGGUCUGCAGAUUGGAGUAGAGGUGAUCAAAAGUUACCAUUUUUUGACCAGUUGAAAAGUUUAGCGAACACCUUCAAUAAAAUAUUUCCGUCAAUACUAAGUGCUCGUGCUAUCUGUAGUGAAAAUGUCAGUAUACAACCAUGGGACUGGGACUGGGAUGGGAGAAAUCCCUCUAACUUUCGGACAGAUUCGUCUUUACAAGGUGAAAUAGUGACACCAAAAUGUACACGGCAUCUUCUGUUUAUUCGUCAUGGCCAAUAUUAUUAUGCAAAAGAAGAUUCUGACUGCCAUUUGACAGGGCUUGGGCGCCAGCAGUUGGACUGUACUGGAAAACGUUUACGAGAACUCAAUUUUCCAUAUAGAAAAUUAUAUUAUUCGACAAUGACACGUGCUGUUGAAUCAGCUGAGUUGGUAUUAAAUCACCUUCCCAAUGUUCAAGCAGAACCCUCAGAUGCUAUACGUGAAGGCGCUCCUUACAUUCUGGAGCCACCCCUCGCAUAUUACAAACCCACACCAAAAGAUAUAGAAGAAGAUGGUUCCCGCAUUGAACUUGCGUUCCGAAGACACAUACACCGUGCAGAUGUAGGACAGGAAGCCGACACAGCUCUACAGUUUCCACCUGAAGCUUGGAUAAGAUUUUCCCUCGAUCACGGCAGUAUAACGUGGCUUGUCAUCCGGCCUGACGGGCGUGUUACAUUAAGAUGUUUAGGAAACUCAGGACAUAUGCCCCCUGAACUUAUUUCCGUACAGUAA
This is a messenger RNA of Schistosoma rodhaini, 825 nucleotides long. The record is from the annotation of a GenBank genome assembly. NCBI's taxonomy places the organism in Eukaryota, Metazoa, Platyhelminthes, Trematoda, Strigeidida, Schistosomatidae.